AUUUUGGGUUGGUACCUAAUUAUGAACUCAAGCACGGGAUGCCUAAUAUCCCCCAGGCAAUUGAAGAAACUGUAUAAAAGCUCUCUCCACUAGGUCCUUCUAUCCACUUCUCUCACUUUGCUCGCCUUCGUGAAUUGGAUCUCCAACCCUACAAGAUGUCUUGCUACGACCUGUGUCCCACCUACAACAGUGGUGUCAGCCGUCCCCAGCCCAUUGCUGACAGCUGCAAUGAGCCCUGUUUCCGGCAGUGCCCUGACUCCGUGGCCGUGAUCCAGCCACCCCCAGUUGCUGUCACCUUCCCUGGCCCCAUCCUCAGCUCCUUCCCCCAGGAUUCAGUUGUGGGAUCCUCCGGAGCACCCGUCUUUGGGGGUUAUGGGGGCUCCCUAGGCUUUGGGGGCUCUUCCCUGGGCUAUAGGGGUCUGUAUGGCUCUGGGGGCUCUUCCCUGGGCUAUGGGGGUCUGUAUGGCUUUGGGGGCUCCUCUCUGGGCUAUGGGGGUCUGUAUGGCUUUGGGGGCUCCUCUCUGGGCUAUGGGGGCUUGUCUGGCUAUGGAGGCUCCUCCCUGGGUUACAGGGGCCUGUCUGGCUAUGGUAGAUCCUUCGGUUCUGGCUAUUGCAGCCCUUACACUUACCGGUACAACAGAUACCGCCGUGGAAGCUGCGGGCCCUGCUAAAUCAUGCAGUAAUGUUCCCUUCAUGUGAGAACCAACAGACACCAUGCAACGGGGUCGCAACUGAAGACCUCCAAGCUUUCACUACUCUGGGUUAAGAACAUGGAGAUGUGCUCCUUCAGCCCCGAUUGCAUUUCUCCCCCUUAAUUCUGUUUUCAUUUUCUGAUCCAGUGCUUCUCCCUUCCGUUUCCAUAUUGCCCAGGAUAAACAUGUAACAAAAACUUGGAGAUAAUGGUUCCUGUUUUUUCACAUCAGCUAAGACAUGGGAAGGAAAACCAAUCAUGUGGACGUAUCCCUGGCUGCAGACCAGUUUCAUACCUCUUGGAAACUCUGGAAAUGUAUUCUUUUUCUCACUUUAAUUAAAAGUUUGUUGCAUCAAAAUUGCCA
Messenger RNA from Cygnus olor (mute swan), 1055 nucleotides. RefSeq names its product scale keratin-like. Lineage: Eukaryota; Metazoa; Chordata; Aves; Anseriformes; Anatidae. The transcript is spliced from 2 exons. Gene Ontology annotation, molecular function: structural constituent of cytoskeleton. Gene Ontology annotation, cellular component: intermediate filament. The coding region runs from base 156 to 671 and encodes 171 amino acids. The record is from RefSeq and is a predicted model, not a curated record.